GCAAUCUGCGUGUGUUGGCGCGGCGGCCGGCUCGGAGUCAGCCCUAACUCUGCGGUCUCGCUGCCUCCGAGUGUUGGCGAACGCACAAUCAUGGUGGACAUACUGGAGCUCCCCAGAGCACGCGUCAACGCCAGCAUGCUCACGCAGUUCAUCGACCGACCCGUGUGCUUUGUGGGCAGGCUGGAAAAGAUUCAUCCCACAGGAAAAAUGUUCAUUCUUUCAGAUGGAGAAGGAAAAAAUGGAACCAUUGAAUUGAUGGAGCCACUUGAUGAAGAAAUCUCUGGAGUUGUGGAAGUAGUUGGAAAAGUCACAGCCAAGGCAACCAUAAUGUGUGCAUCUUACAUCCAGUUUAAGGAAGAUUGUGCUCGCUUUGGCAUGGAAGAUUCCACCAACAUUUAAAGGAAGGCCUAGAAGUCUAGACGGUGCUUUUGAGUCAGAGUCCCUGCAGGUGUGAUGCAUGAGACUUCAGCUGCAGCAGAGACUCCAGGGUGUUAGAUGGCAGAAACCAACAGUGGCAACAUCUGCAAAGGGAAGCUACGGGCAGCAAGUGGAGCCCGCCUAGGAGGCCACAGGGGCUACAGUGAGAAAGGCUGUCAGGGCAGGACUGCCCAGACCUAUUAACACUCUCAUAUCAUACCACAUGCUGCAGCGGCCACACCUGAAACUGCAAGAAUUUAACUUUUGCCAAACUGGAUAUUGUUCUUUAAUCCCAUUCUUUCUAGUAGUUCUUAACAUUGUACUAUUGUAUAUUAGAGAUAUGUAACCUUUUUUUUUUUUCACUUUAUAGAGGCCCUACUAGGAGUUUAAAUAUCUGCAGAAGUUUGAAUUUAUAUUUUGAAUGGUGGCAUAUAGGAGGUGGCACAUAUGCACUGUAAAAUGCCCACGAUCUUUUUAUAUAUACUCACAUGGAGAAUGCUAUCAUUUGAAUAGGAAAUUGCCCCACAGAUUUGAUCCACAUUUAGGGCUCUAUUUUGGAAAGUUCUAGCUAAAGUAGGUUACUAGGGGCAUAGCUUGGAAGGGGAUAACUUGGCUUCUGGUCCUUCCUUCUCUUUAUUUAUCUGCUAUGAUGUUCUGCAAUAGGUCCAAAGAUAGGGAGCCAUGUGACUAAACUUUCUGAAACCAUGAGCCAAAAUCCUCAUUUUAAGUUGUCAAAUAUUUUGGUCAGUAUAAUUUGAUUAUCUUCAAUUUCAUAGUUUUAUGGCCCCUAAAUAAUCUACAGAUUAUUUAAUAAAUAUUACCAUAGCUGGUUAUGGUAAAGCCUUUUAUUAUAUGAAAUAUAGCAUGUAAGUGUUAAGUACAGUUUGAAAACGAGGGAGACCAGCCAUUUCCAAUAAGUUAUGUCCGUCUCCAGUUGUGUGUUAACCAACCUGGUAUUACCAAAUGUUGAGUGUUCUCAGAUGGUACUAAGCCUAGGACCUUGCUUUCUGUUGAGUCCUUUGUGCUAAUGAUACGAUGCUGUUUCUAAGCUCUGUCGUUUCUGAGCCGCUUACCAUGUACACCUGGAUAUCCCCUCAGCGCAGCAACUCAAGGAGUGUUAUCUAAACAAGUACUUCCCUGCCACAAGUUCAGAUUUUUCCUGCAUUUUUUAUUAAAAUAUUCACAAAUCAUACAGUUCACCUAUUAUGAGCAUAUAAUUGAGUGAUUUUUGGGUAGAACUGCUAGCCAUUCUCAAUUUUAGGGUGUUUUCAUUUUGCUGAAAAGAAAUUCAACAGUACUUAAAUGUUAAUUUUUUUACACCUAGUAAGUGCUUAGUAAAUAUUGUUGAUUGUAGAGUAUCAGUAUAGGCAAAGGAGCACACUUAUGUCUUUAAAAAAAACUGUUUAUAAAGCUAGGAAACAUAGAAACAAGUUAGCACAAAAACAUUGUAAAAAUGCCAGCUCUAGAAUUAUAAGUAUUAAACUUACUGAGACAUUCAAACUUGAAAUUUAAGUUUCAUGUAGAAGAUGACCUAAUCCAAAACAGUUUCCUAAGUGCUAGUUCUGUAGUGCUUCCGAUUUUUUUCAUGAUAAAAUUAUAACAAAUGUGAAAGCAUCCUUUUCUGUGCUGAAUGCUCUGAGUUACAAACUGUUGUGACUGGUAAGUGUAUAGAACCCAGAGGUUGCACUUUUAAUAUGGUAAUAUAAUAUGCAUUGUCUUUCCACAAAUGCUUGGUGUUAAGUUCUAGGCUAAUUACUGAAGACACAUAUAAGUUUGAAGUCUGUCCACAGCAGCCUAUCAUACACUCAAUGUGUCUUACUAGCCAGCUAGUAUUUAAUUGAUCCGAGGUUUCAAAGAAAUCCCGAUUAGGAGGCGUCAGAUAUGGUUUUACUUUGUGAAACUUCAAUUUGGUUUCUUCCUUUACCUAAUUCAUCUGGAAUUUUAUUAUCUGUUAUAAAGCUGAUCCUAAUGCCAUCAAGUUGCCUUUCCUAGGAAGAUAGUGUAAAUCCUAGACUAUCAGGUAAAACACGUGUUUUGAGUUACUUUCUAAUAGAGAUGUUGACUUGACUUAAGCCAUUUAUUUCUUACGACCCCAUUUGAUCUACAGCAUGGAGCUGUGAGAUGGUUAAUUAAGACCAGAAUUGUAGGCUCUGAACAAGUUAUGAUAUAAUGUGUUCCUCUUGAUUUCAAGGAAUAAAACUGCAGUUAAUAUUGCUUCUGCAUUCCUAUUACAGAAUGUUAGCAGGGCACUAAGUUGUAUGGUAGUUCCUCAUUUUAAAAGAUGUAAGAUGAAAUACGUUGGUUUCUGAAUAUUAAAAAAUUCUGUUUCAACAUGAUUGUUUCUUUGGGUGGGCAAUUAAAGAUCAGAAAACUUGAAGUCAGUUAUCAAACAAAUCAAUUCAGAAGAAAAUAAUACAGAUGGACAGAGCAAGAAUUUAGGGCAUUGCUAUAAUUAACAGUGACUUAGUCUCAUGUUCCAAGCAACUUCAUAUUUCGGUUUGAAUUAUCACUCAAAUCUCAUAUCAGAAAAUGUUAAGGUAAUAAAUCUUAUUUAGCGGUAGUUGUAAAUGUAAAAAGAUUUCAUAUCUUGUUACCUGAAUUUUUAAAGUUAAUCAGCAGGAAGAUCUUUGUUGAUGGCUAAUUAUUAAUUAAAACUUAAUACUCUGACAUGAGGCACUGUUUAGGCAGUAGAUAGCAAUGCUUAUUUGCAUUAGUUCAACUCCAAUUGACAUACUGCAUACGUGUACUAGUCAAUUAUGUCAGGUGAAUUUAACACAAACUUAAACGGCUGUAUUUCCCUGAAACAUUUUAAUAUUUCUUUUGCUUUUGAGAGGCUUUAAAUUAUAUGAAAACACUGAGCCUGAUAAUCAAAUACAUUUUAUUUAAGAGCUAUAUCUGCCCUUUGAAAUGAUCAGUGUUCCUUUUAGCAAAUUAUUUUUUCCAUAUGUCUCAGAAAUGUUAUGGUUUAGUUGCUCAUGUAGUUGACCUUUUAUGCAAGGCAGACAGUGGACCAAGAUUGCCUCAUUUUGAAAAUCUCCUUAGAAAUGACUAAAUGUUUUCCAGAUGAUCAUACUGGAGAUUCAGAGAAAUAGGACUCAUUGCUUCCAAACCAGGAGAUUUUUGUGAAUUCUUUUUCUAUUAGAAACCAGUGACCUAAAAGAAUUGGGCCUCUGGGCAGUUUGCUUCACUUUCCAUAGUACAAAUAAACUGUGAAAAUAAGUUGGGACUAAAUAUGAUGUUUAUAGUGCUCUUAUUUUCAGAAAGUGAGUUUAAGGCAGCUGCUGAGGUUUCUUCUGCCUUUCCGUUUUCUCACUGUGAACUAAUACAGUGACUUUCCCAGAUGUUAAACUGUGGUUACCAGUGGAGAUGAAAUGGGUGACUUACUGUCAUCUGUUUGCACAGGGCCACUCUGCUAAAACUGGCACUAACAUCCUGCCUUAUUUUUUUUAAGGAAAGUAAAAUCACUUUUAAAGAAAAUAAAAUGGAUCUGUGUUGCCGUUGUCCCUUGAUCUUCCAUCAUAUGACCUAAACUUUGAGGUAUAAACUUAAAGAUAUAUUUUAAGUAAUCUGGUGAAAAUACGUUAUGAGAACAUUUGAGCUUUAAAACUCUGAGAUACGUUCAAGUAAGCAAGCACAAUACUCCUGUAUUCUGCGACCCAACUGAAAGCUCAAAGGAAAGACACUUGGGAAAGAAAAACUUGUAAGUUUAAAACUUUGUGUACUGCUGUGAAUAAUCCUUCUGUUCACUGUGAAGAUGUGUUCUCGUUAAUAAAAAGCUGAUUGGCCUAUAGCUAGGCAGGAUUUUCAGGACAGAGAGAAUACUGGGAAGAGGGGCAGAGUCUAAGGAGUCGCCAGCCAGACUUGGAAGAAGCAACAUGAGAAAUACAUAGAUAAGGUAAACAAGCCUCGGGUCAGCAGGCUUGUUUAGAUUACUAAAAAUGGAUUAAUUUAUGUUACAAAAUCUAGCUAAAAAUAAGCCUAAGCUAUCAGCUGAGCAUUUACAAUUAAUAAUAAGUCUGUGUUUAUUUGGAUAGCAUGCUGGUGGGACAGAGCUGACCAGUGGUCUAGAAAGAAAACUCCACCUACAAAUGUCAUUCCAGUGUGGGGCGAAGCUGUGUGUAUCAACAUAAAACUUAAAAAAAGAAAAAAAGCCUUAAGGAAAGGUUCCAAACACACAACAAUGGAGCCAGCUAGUUUCCUAGUCCCAUGGUCUCUCUAAAGGGCCAGGGUAUAGAGAGGAGUCUCCCAACCAUUGCCUGUGUGCUUGAGUAGUCAAUGUAAGCCCCUCCAGCAUGCCAUAAACUAAGCCGCAUGGCAGGUUUAGGGUUUGCUCAUGUAUACAGAAAAGAUUACAAAUGCCCAGUAAAGACAGAGCCAGACGAAAAAAAGCCUCUAAAUGGGUUACAGUGUAUAUAAAAAUAUACAUAGGCUUGGGAGGAAAAAGAGAAAGGGUAUAGACGGUCAUUAAAAAGUAGUUUAAAAAUAAUAAAGCCCUUAAAAAACAAAGUAAUAAUGUUUGUUGUCUAUGAAUUUCUUGAUGGUUGAUGACCAAGCGACAGCUGCUAUGACACACUGGGUCAUAAAGGCUGCUGACUUAAACCA
Messenger RNA from Microtus ochrogaster (prairie vole), 5019 nucleotides. It is a transcript of the gene Rpa3, whose product is annotated as replication protein A3. The record is from RefSeq and is a predicted model, not a curated record. Gene Ontology annotation, biological process: mismatch repair; DNA replication; double-strand break repair via homologous recombination. Gene Ontology annotation, cellular component: nucleus; site of double-strand break; DNA replication factor A complex. Gene Ontology annotation, molecular function: damaged DNA binding; single-stranded DNA binding. NCBI's taxonomy places the organism in Eukaryota, Metazoa, Chordata, Mammalia, Rodentia, Cricetidae. The coding region runs from base 91 to 399 and encodes 102 amino acids. The transcript is spliced from 4 exons.